AUGGACUUCAGCCCUCAAAGAAAGAGCGGCAAACGCAAUCCCGGCAGCUUCGAACACGAUGACAGUGAUGAUGAGUUCAGAGCUGAAUCCACCGCCUCUAAGCCGUCUGCACAUUCGCACGACAGCGACAAAUCCAAGCCCAAGACGAGCCAUGGCGGUUCAACGCAUGCGACGACGACGCCAUUGCCGCCCCAAAGUAGCUCCGAACCGACAGGCGCUGCCAUCGUCGCUGCGGCGACGGCGAUGGCGGGCAAUAAUAAUGCUGAAGCCACCAGCGUGGACAGCGGCGGGCCGAGAAGCAACAGCAUGGAGAGCAGCAGCAGCGGCAGCACAGCCUCGGGCACCAUGCCGGCCAACGUCCGGCGGCACACCGGCGGCGACAGCCGGUGGGACGCCAUCCAGCUGGCCACGUCCCAGGAAGCGCAGCUGAACCUGGGCCACUUCCGGCUGCUCAAGCGCCUGGGCUACGGCGACAUCGGCAGCGUGUACCUGGUGGAGCUCCGCGCCACGCCGGCCUUCUUCGCCAUGAAGGUGAUGGACAAGGCGUCCAUCAUCAGCCGGAACAAGAUGGCCCGCGCGCAGACGGAGCGCGAGAUCCUCGGCCUCCUGGACCACCCCUUCCUCCCCACGCUCUACACGCACUUCGAGACCGACAAGUUCUACUGCCUCGUCAUGGAGUACUGCAGCGGCGGCAACCUCCACUCGCUCCGCCAGAAGCAGCCCGGCAAGCACUUCACCGAGCCCGCCGCCAGGUUCUACGUCGCCGAGGUGCUGCUGGCCAUGGAGUACCUGCACAUGCUGGGGAUCGUGUACAGGGACCUCAAGCCGGAGAACGUGCUGGUCCGGGAGGACGGCCACAUCAUGCUCUCCGACUUCGACCUGUCGCUGCGCUGCACCGUGUGCCCGACGCUGGUCAAGUCGUCGUCGGUGCACUCCACCGGGAGCGGAGGCGGAGGAGGCGGGGGAGGAGGAGGCGGCGGCAGCAGCAGCGUCGGCAGAGGAGUGGACGUCGCGGACGGCGACGUCAUCACCUCCAACCAGGGGUGCAUCCAGCCGUCGUCCUUCUUCCCGCGCAUCCUUCCCCGGCGCAGCCGGAAGCCGUCCAAGAGCGAGCUGGGGCUCAGCGGCCCGCCCGCGGUGGAGUUCAACGCGGAGCCGACGGACGCGCGCUCCAUGUCGUUCGUCGGCACGCACGAGUACCUGGCGCCGGAGAUCAUCCGCGGCGAGGGGCACGGCAGCGCGGUGGACUGGUGGACGCUCGGCAUCUUCCUCUACGAGCUGCUGCACGGUUCCACGCCCUUCAAGGGCGCCGGCAACCGCGCCACGCUGUGCAACGUCAUCGAGCAGCCGCUGCGCUUCCCCUCCGACGGCGCGACCGGGGGCCCGGCGGUCAGCUCCGUCGCCAGGGACCUCAUCCGCGGCCUGCUCGUCAAGGACCCACAGAAGAGGAUCGCCUUCACCAGGGGCGCCACGGAGAUCAAGCAGCACCCGUUCUUCGAGGGUGUCAACUGGGCGCUGGUCAGGAGCAUGAGCCCGCCGUCGGUGCCGGACCCGGUGGACUUCCGGCAGUACGGAGCUGCCAAGGAGAAGAAGGCGUCCGACAGCAGUACAACGGCGGCCGUGGAGGCGGCGCCAGCUGGUCCGGCCGGAAAGCAAAACUCCGGCGAGUCUUACACGGAUUUCGAGUAUUUCUAG
Molecule: messenger RNA, 1695 nt
Organism: Miscanthus lutarioriparius
Lineage: Eukaryota; Viridiplantae; Streptophyta; Magnoliopsida; Poales; Poaceae
Source: the annotation of a GenBank genome assembly